CCGCUGCCCGCCCGGCCUGCCCCGGCUCGGAGGGGCCCGCAGCCGCGGGGAGCGCCCGGCUCCGGCCACCCAGCCCGGGAGCAGGCAGUGGCCGCUUCGGGGAAGCAGCAUCGCGGCGGAGACUGGCGCUAGGAUGGUUCCCCCACCGCCCGUCAACAAGCCCCAUGUCUGCCUCUCCACCGUCCUCAUUAUGAGCAGCUUGGUGCUGAUGGAUGCCUACCUGGUGGAGCAGAACCAGGGCUCCAGGAAACUGGGCAUCUGCAUCAUGGUCUCGGUGGGCGACAUCUGCUUCCUGCUGGUGCUCCGGUACAUGGCGGUCUGGGUCGGGGCCGAGGUGAGGACAGCCAAGCGCGGCUAUGCCAUGAUCCUCUGGUUCCUUUACGUCUUCGUGUUGGAGAUCAAGGUCUACUUUGUCUACCAGAACUACAAGGCUGACCGGAAGAGCCUGGACCUUCUGGCACGCAAAGCCCUGACCCUGCUGCUGUCCAUCUGCAUCCCUGCCCUCUACGUGCUGCUGGUGGCCACCGAGCACAUGGACUACGUCCGGACAUUCAAGAAGAAGGAGGACCUCCGCAACCGCCUCUUCUGGGUUGUUAUUGACAUGCUGGACGUGCUGGACAUCCAGGCCAACCUGUGGGAGCCCCAGAAGAAAGGGCUGCCCCUCUGGGCCGAGGGCCUGAUGUUCUUCUACUGCUACAUUUUGCUCUUGACUCUCCCUUGCGUGUCCCUGUGCGAGAUCAGCAUGCAAGGGUUCAGCAUCGUGCCGCACCGGAUGAUGCUCUACCCCAUUCUGAGCCUGCUCACCGUCAACAUCGCCACCCUCUUCAUCAGGGGGAGCAACAUGGUCUUCUUCCGGGACGCCCGGGUCUCGGGCAUCUUCAUGGGCAAGAACGUGCUGGCCAUUGUGCUGAAGCUCUGUAUGUUUGUGCAGUACCGGAAGCAGCUGCGCCACGGGCCGGUGGAGUUCAGCGCCGCACCCCAGCACAGCGCCGUGCCCCAGCCCCAGCCUGCCCUGCAGCUGCUGAAAUCCCAGAACCAGACGCCUGGCCCCGAGGCCCUGGGCCGGGAGAACACGUGACCUGAGGCGGGCACCGCAGACUGGGCAUGGAGUAACACGUCUCUUUGGGGUUGGACCCUAACGAUGGCAGAGUACCGUCGCCUGCCGAGCCCCUGCCCAAUGCUGGUUCCUCCAGGAAGUCUGUGAGCGACCCUUCCUUGCUUUGCACGGACAGACUGACCAGCCACAUCCUAGCUGAACACGGGGCUGGGGAACGGCACGGCGUAGAACAGCCAAUGGUAGCCAGUCCCUGAGGCCAGCUGGCGGACCCUGUAGAGAGGCUAUCGAAGGGGAACAGGCAGUGCCAGGCGACAGGGUCUAUCCCUGCUUGCUCCCCUGUAUUCCUUCAAUUGCAAGGGUGUUGCGGCGCGAUGGCUCUGCGGUGGGCCUGCUGGGAAUGUCCCGGGGGGACACAGUCUCCAUGGACUCCCUGCACAGUCACUGUGAGGUCAGAGUCAGGCGUGGAGUCUAACAGUGCCGGGGGGCACCCGUUCUGCCCUCGAUUGUGUCUCCUAGGCCCCUCUCUCUGCACGCCCACACGUUCCCCCCCACACACACACAUACACCGCUGCCUGUUCCAUCCUCGGGAGUGCAGGAUCCCGCAGGGGAGUGGUGCUGGUGCCGGAGCUGCCCAGACGCCCAAUGGGACUCACUGGCUUGUGGGCCUUCUUCAUGGGCAUCUUCCUUUUUCCAAUAAAUGAAAGUCCAAGCC
Molecule: messenger RNA, 1769 nt
Organism: Malaclemys terrapin pileata
Lineage: Eukaryota; Metazoa; Chordata; Testudines; Emydidae
Product: transmembrane protein 121-like
Exons: 2
Coding region: 134-1078 (314 amino acids)
Source: RefSeq, a predicted model, not a curated record